Pungitius pungitius (ninespine stickleback) is the source of this 6548-nucleotide messenger RNA. Its product is annotated as hydrocephalus-inducing protein-like. Gene Ontology annotation, cellular component: axoneme. The record is from RefSeq and is a predicted model, not a curated record. Gene Ontology annotation, biological process: axonemal central apparatus assembly; cilium movement. NCBI's taxonomy places the organism in Eukaryota, Metazoa, Chordata, Actinopteri, Perciformes, Gasterosteidae.
UGUUCCCGGUAGAUGUCGAUGCUGACACCGAUGGGGAUUCUCUUCUCCAGUGCGCAGCGCUCCGGCCCGGCCGCUCCUUCCUUCCUCAUCUCCUCUCCUCACACAGCUGGCUCGCUCUCCUCUCGGAUGAUGGCUCUGGCUUCUCCUGUCGCACACAGCGCUGGACCCAGGGCUGGACUGGACUACCAACAUAGAGUGGUGUUUGUGACAGAGAGGGAGCGGUUUGAGGUCCCAGUCCGUGCCAUUGGGCCACGUGCCAUUCUUGAUUUCCGCGACAAACUCCUCUUCCCCGUCUGUCCUGUGAAAUCCUCCACAGAGAAGACUCAGCAUGUCCGCAACAUAGGAAAUGGCAAGGCCAAGUUCAAGCUGGACACGCAGAGCCCGUUCUCUGUGACGCCAUCCAGUGGGACUGUUGACGUCGGCGGGAGCGUCCAGGUGACUGUGGAUUUCCACCCUAUGACAGUAGGGGUCCACAGCCAGCCGCUGGUCCUGCACUACCACACCGGUGAAGAUGUGCACAUCAGCUUGCAAGGUGUUUGUGAAGAACUGGACAUCCGCCUUGAGGCAGACUCUGUCCUUUUGACAAAGACCUACAUGUCCUUGGCCAGCCAUCGCACAGUGUCCCUCACCUACAGGAGUGAGAUCCCUCUGAAGUACUUCUGGACCACGUGGCCCAGCCUGCAAGAGGAGGCCCUGAGCUUAUUGAGCGAGAGCUCGGGGCUGGCACAGGAGGAGUUUGAGAGGAAGCGGCUGCUCGCUCAAUGCAAAGCACAUCCCACAGUGAUACAUCGCCUUCCGCUGCUGUCCAGAGCCCUGCAGGAGCGCAGAAGCCAGACAGUGAGGGACCACCGGCUGGUCCUCUCACACAGCUGUAUUACCAUGGAACCAGCGGAGGGUGAGAUAUGGCCCAGGACUCCAGCCCAGUUUCACAUUGUCUUCAAGCCUGAGGAGGCCAAACUGUACCAACAAACCAUAUAUUGUGAUAUCACAGGCCGUGAAGCUCGGUUGACUCUCACAAUAAUGGCGGAGGGCAUUGGACCUAAUGUCCAGUUCAACUACGACCUGAUGGACAUGCAGAACGUAGUCAUUGGAGACACAGACUAUUAUGAAUUUCCUCAGAGCCACAGAGGGACGUUUGGCCGGGUCGAGCCCAGUGAGGGGGAAGUGCCACCCGAGAGCCAGCUGGAGCUGAAAGUAGUGGCUCACCUGAAGGACACACUUCUCUUCCGGGCCAGGAUGGAAGUAUCUAUCCAGAACAGCCACGUGCACACUGUGCUUCUGUCCGCCACCGGCACUGGCACCACAAUUGUCAGUGACAGACCUUUCGCGCCCAACCUUGAUCUAGGUACAUUUUUAGGUAGAAUGAGUAAGCCUUUGCCCUCCUCUGGCAAAGAGAGGCCUGUGUUCAGCCUCAGCCCUUCUCGUGUGGAGCUCGCUCCAGGCGGCUCAGUCGACAUGGUGCUGACAGGAUCUUCAGACUCCCCCAAGGUUGUUCAGGAGCGCCUGGUGUGCCAUGGCUUUGUGGGUCGACAGGGCUGUAGAGAGCUCAUCAUGUGCGUAGAUCUUACCUGUCGCUUUGUGGCUCCCAUGCUCAGAAUUUCCUCCAGGCAGCUGAAAUUCCACCUGGAGAAGGUCCCAGGAGAGAGGCUAAUGCCGCUAUACGAGAAGCUCGUCUUAGAGAAUGUGUUGUCUCUGUCUCUUUCUGUUGAGCUCUCUCUGGUUGAGCCCUUCUCUUUGUGUGAGGCCUCAGGAGCCCACAGCCCGGCUACCACUAAGUCCAUGACUAUAGGUGAUGGGCAGCAGGCUGAGCUGUGGGUGUGCUUUGACCCAACUUACUGUCAGGAUCGGGUGUCACGAGUCGUGAAAGAGAGAGACAGAGAUAGUGGAGGUAGAGGGGGAGCAGACAAAUCCAAAAGAUGGGACCGAAGAAGAAGAAGGAGGAUGGAGUUGGCCCAGAAUGCCUUCUCUGGCCUUUUCGGAUCCACUAGGGCCUGGUGCAGAGUGUUUGAUAUCUUGCCGAUAUUCGGUCAUCUGCAACCUGGUGAGCAGCAACGGGUCAUUUUCUGCUUCUACGGCCACGAGAAUGUCAGCAGCGAGGUGGUAGCACAGUGCCGUGUAGAAGAGGGGCCGACCUAUGAGAUCCGACUCCGAGGAGAGGUAUUAUUAAUCAGCUACAGCCUGUACUCCACGCAUAUCGACUUUGGUCUGCAGCCGUUUGAUCAAGAAAGUGAAGCUGAGGUGACGCUAACCAAUACUGGCAAGAUAGGCUUUAACUUCAGCAUCACACAUCUUCAAAAGAAGGAUGAAGAGGCAGAAGAGGAGGCAGGGGGGUUGAGGAAGGCCCUGGAGGAUGAGCAACAUUAUAAAGAGCUGCUUCACAUGGAGAUUGAGAGGAUGAUGGUCAAACAGAAUGCCCUCGCUGUGACUGACAGUCUGCUUGAGCUCCGAGAAUCGCAAAGUUCCUUCAUGAAGUGGCACAAACUUAGCCAGUUCCUGCUUCCAGAGUAUGUUUUGGAUUUUGGUUAUGUCAUUCCAGCCAUUCCCCACAGUCACAGUGUAAACGUGACAAACACUGGUACAGUGGCUGUGUCCUUCAAAGCCAGUGUCAAACCUCUAGCUGGAACAGGAUUCAGUACAGACUUUAAAAGAGUAAAAAACCUGCCUUGUGGAGAGACGCAGACUUUUACGGUCAAAUUUGACCCACAAACAGCUGACCUGAAGAUGGGGGAUACAAGUGUUGUCAUGCCAAUACAGGUCGUAGGCGGCCCGACGGUCCAGGUGCGGCUGUGUGCUUUGGUGACUGAGCCGGCCGUCACUGUUUCAACUGAUACCCUGCAGUUUGACACUGUGCAAUGUAUGAGGACAAUACAGCUGUUUAAUCACAAGUCUGUGCCGUGCGUCUGGAAUAUAGCUGAGAAGGGAAAGCCUAUCAAAAAGCAUCAAAAGGACUUACAGAUACAACAACCACCUGCUGUGGUGUUCAAGAUGAUUCCCAGUUCUGGCAUGCUGUCUCCUGGUGAACAGGUCAAUGUCCAGAUAAAGUUCACCCCUGCUAAGGGGAGUUCUUACAACAGGCAGCUACAUGUCCGUGUGGCUGAGAGCAGCCAGCAGCUGUUCAUUACAGCCCAGGGGCGGGCGGAGGAGCCACAUCUGGAGUUCUGCCCGUCUGUGCUGGAGCUCGGGCCAUGCCUGCCUCUCAACAGUGACGUCGAGGUCAACGUCACUGUCAGAAACCCCUGCCCUUUCCCUGUUGAGUUCUACUCCCUGGAAUUAGACACACAGUAUUCCGAAGAAGAAAAGAUCCUGCGUCUUGUUAAGGGUUAUGGCGAGAACCGCAUAUUACUGCUGCCCCCCAGAGCCCCUGGAGAAAGUCUUCCCCAGGAACUGCUCGAGUACUACCAGGAGCACGGCUCCCAGCUGAAAGACGAUGCAGGACUGAAACAAGGCCUGGAUGAAGAUGAAGCUGUGAUGGUUGACACAUACGAGGAAAGAGACAGCAAAGUGGAAGAAAUGCAUUCGUUAAGUUUGAAACCAGCUGAAUUACUGGUUUUGGAGAUGACCGUAGUGGGAAAUUCCCAGGCACUGGGGCAGCUCGAGAUGACCCCCGUCUCCAGAGCAAUAGCUCGCCACAUGCGUGUGGAUCUGUCGCCUGAAGGUCUGGCUGCACGCAACCGCAGAGGCAUUGCUAUUAUUGUGUAUGGAGCGCCACUGACAGAUAAUGGCAGCUGUGUGGCAGCUCUGGCCCGUCACUACGGAGGGGUAAGCCUGAGUGUUGAUGCCGUGGUUACCGAGGUGCUCGUCAAUGGAACUUCACCUAUCAGCCAGACUGCGACACAACCCUACGACUGUGCUGCCACCCGCGGAGGAGAUGUGGACAGUAAUCUGUUGCCUGAACAGCUAUUGGUUGACAUCCUGGCAGAAAGAUUUCAGUUAAGCGACUGUCACCGCGGCAUCGUGAUUGACGGCCUGGAGUCUGUGUAUGCUCAAUCGGCAGCAAGCGUGCUGCAAAUUAUUCUCAAGGCCCUUGAUAACCGCAAACGCAUCUUUGUAGUCAACCUGAGUGACUCGUACGACGCCCUGAAGGCACGAGAGGAAGCACAGAGAGAAGCCAAGGAGGCUCUGGAGAAAGAGAAAGCUGAAAUGGAGGAGCCGUGGUUGCAGGAGCUGGAUGAUGAGGAGUACGACGCUCUGCCCGAGGAGAAGAAGGAGCAUAUUGAUCAGCGACUAACAGAGAAGGAGCUCGGGCAGGAAGAAAAGAUGCUUCAGGAGGAGAUGACAAGGUUGAAGGAAGAAGAAUUGAAGAACAACAAAAAGGGAGGAAAAAUGACUCUUAAAGAAGUGUCAAAGGAGAAGAGCACACUGGAGAGGAAGCAGGUGGUUGAAAGAGAGCAGCUUCCAUUAAACAAAGGUGCCAGCAGAUCGCAUCGGAGGAAAGAAGCCAAGCGAUUACAAGCAGAAUCUUCUGUGCCUGCAGACAAGCUGGAGGGAGAGAUGCCAAUCCAGUCCAUUGUGGAUGAGCUGCAGUGUCAGUUCGCUGUGUAUGAGCAGACCCAGCAACAGGUGGAUCACAUCUUGCAGCACUGGGACCGAGCCCGGGGCUUGUUGCUGGUCCCGUUGCCUGGUGACGAGGCGCCUCCAGUGCCUGAGGAUGCCCCAACAGAGAAACAGCAUCCGCAGGGAGCAGAACACUUAUUCUUGACGGCUGUUGGCAAGAAGAACAAGAAACACGGCUCGUCUCCGUUGCCUAGUCAGAUGUCAGUGCCAGCUGCAGCGGACGUGGUGCUUCCACAGGACAUUAUCCCUCACGUUGCCCUGAACGUAACAGGGAAAGACUGUCCGAGUGCUGCGGAGCUGCUAAAAGGCAGCACACUGGCUCCACUGGCCGAGGUGUUGGAUGAUUUGGGUUUGGGACCCAGCGGCCCACCCGUCCCACCACCCACAACGUUCUCUGUGGUUCCUUUUCCUGAAAACAGGGAGCAAUCAAACGUUCAACUCACCUGUAGCUGUUUCACCUUCCUGGUUCCCUUUGGGCUGGACGAACAGGACGAGGAGAAUAAAGAUUGGGUGGAAGAUAUGCGCGCAUCAGUUGUAAAGGAAGGGGCAGGCUUUGAAGGUCGCAUCAAGGCCAGCUUGACAAAAAACAAGGAUAAAAAGACCAGAGAGAGUCAGAAGAGCAAGAGACAAACUUCAGACAAGACAAAGGCAAAGGGCUCUGACCUGUCUUCCUCCCCUCGGUUACCCCUCUCCUCCACACCUGACUGCGCUGAACAGGACCAACACAAAGACAACGUAAAGCUGAAACGUAGCCAGAGUCUGACAACAUUUCGCUGGGUUGUACCAGCUAAUGGCGAGGUGGUUCUGAGGAUCUGGUUCUACUCAGAAUUCCCAGGGACGUUUGAGCAGACCUUCAACUUUGAGCUUUUGGGGACUCUGAGAAGCUACCAGCUCCUCUGCAGAGGAAUUGGCACCUACCCCUCCAUCUGCAAAGACUACAUGACUCUCUUUGCCUAUAGUAAGAAGGUCCCACAAAUGGAAGACGGGCUCCAGAAUACAUACGUGAUCAAACCUGGAUAUGAGUUUGGACCAUUGCUCAGUGGCGAGACCAGAGACAGAUACAAAGAAAGGAGACGUCCAGUCAACACAGAGCGACUAGUGAUUCAUAACAUUUCAGGCCUGGAGGCUGAGGUCCAGUUCUAUUUCCAGCAUGAUAGCCAGGCCACCACGUACCUGCUGGACCCGCCGACUAUGACCCUCAAACCCGACCAGAAACAGGAGUUGACAGUGUGGGCGUACCCAACAAAACUGGGACAAAUGACGGACAGCAUUGUGUGCCAUGUCAAGGACAAUCCAGAGCUUGUCAACGUCAAACUUUCCCGCCGGGGCGUUCGGCCGGAGCUGGAGCUGGAAAGAAACCAUUGUCACUUUCAAAGGACAUUGCUGAAUAGGCGGGAGAGCAGCAGAGUGACGCCGCAUAACAAGACUGCUCUGCCGGUGUCUUGGAGACUGCGGGGCGUGGAGGAUUUAGGUGAUGAGUGUGCCACAGGAUCAGGGCAUUGUUUUACCCAACUCCUCUUACCAACUGAGCUUACACUUCAGGGCCAAGAGGCCACUCCACGUUAAGAAGAUCUUAUAUCUGGAGGUAUCUGAUGUGGGGAUGAUUCUAGGCAUCGUGCAAAAAGAAAAAAUACAGGUCACAGCUGAAGCCUAUGUCAUUGAUUUGGAGAUCACACCAAAUGGCUGUGUGAACUUUGGAACCAUUAAAGUUUUGAAGAGGCCAAACUGUCUCUCAGGAUGAAGAACCUAGGGAAAUAUGAAAUAGCCUAUAAGUGAUUGAACCCAGCAUUGGGAAUGGUGGAGAACUCAUAGCCACUAUAGCAAUUGAGGUUUCAGUCAAGUCGGUCUUCUCCAGGUACAAGAUCAUACUUGCAUGUGACCUCAACUUUGGCCCACUGGUCUAUGGCUUCAAGAAAAGCCAGAGCUUCACCAUCCAGAACAAUGGAGACUUUGAGACACGUUUCAUCAUCAGCCGCAUGGCCCCUAACCCUGCG